AUGACGAUUGAUCCAUCGUCGAGCAUAACUUAUUUGAGGUUCGGAUGUCCUUUCAUUUGGGUAUGGCAUCACCACGUGCAAUAUGAGCCGUUAGCUGAAAAAAUCGUUUCCGUUCACGCGAUUCUCAGAGUUUAUUUUAAGUUGAUUGGAGAAUAUUUUAUUGCUCUUAUUGUAGAAACUAUGUUGAGGUUUCAAUUAUCAUCGGACGUUUCAGCAAACCCAAUUGGCUACGCUCAAAUUACAGCGCAUGGAAGUGGAAAUCCAACAUAA
Clunio marinus is the source of this 270-nucleotide messenger RNA. NCBI's taxonomy places the organism in Eukaryota, Metazoa, Arthropoda, Insecta, Diptera, Chironomidae. The record is from the annotation of a GenBank genome assembly.